This is a messenger RNA of Brassica oleracea var. oleracea, 1170 nucleotides long. RefSeq lists its product as uncharacterized. The transcript has 4 exons. The record is from RefSeq and is a predicted model, not a curated record. Bases 1 to 1170 code for a protein of 389 amino acids. Gene Ontology annotation, molecular function: nucleic acid binding; RNA-DNA hybrid ribonuclease activity. NCBI's taxonomy places the organism in Eukaryota, Viridiplantae, Streptophyta, Magnoliopsida, Brassicales, Brassicaceae.
AUGAGUGCAGUCUCGCGUUUCUGGUGGAGCACCAAGAUCAAUAAUAAGGGACUUCAUUGGGUAGCUUGGGAUAAAAUCUGUGUACCUAUGGACGAGGGCGGACUUGGUUUCCGUGACUUUCACGCGUUCAACCUUGCCUUACUAGCAAAACAGUUGUGGAGAUUACUUCAGUAUCCUCACUCUCUCUUAGCUCGAGUUCUAAAAGGUAGAUAUUACAGACACACAAACCCGAUGAAUGUGCAGAAGGCAAACAACCCAUCCUAUGGAUGGCAAAGCUUAUUAGCCUCAAAAGAAGUUCUUCACAAGGGUCUCCGGAAGAAGAUAGGAAAUGGACAUACAACGAAAAAUCAGUCUUGGAAUCUAGAGAUACUAAACGCAGUCAUCGCCGCGGAGGAUAUUCCCAGGAUUACAUCACUCCGGGCUCUAUCUGAUAUACCAUCUUCUCCGGGGCUGUUCCCGAGUAACUCUCUAUACUCAAACAUAGAUUUCUUGUUAUUUCGUGCUAAAGAAACUGGAGUGAGGUCAGAGGUACUGGCCGCAUUCCCAUGGAUCGUUUGGUAUAUCUGGAAAACGCGUAACGAGAAGAUCUUCAAAGACAAGGAUAUCAUGCCGUUGGACUCACUGCAACUUGCGGUUAAAGAAGCAGAGAGCUGGACACUAGCGCAGAGAAUAUCGGAAGACACAGAGGGUGAGAGGGACGAACAACGAAGAACACGACACAGUACUAGUAUACAAGAGCUUCUCACAGCUAGAUGGAGAUGUCAAACUGAUGCAUUUUGGAUAAACGAAAGAGACAGAGUCGGGAUGGGCUUCGGACUAAGUGUCGCCGUAUCCCCACUCCACACCGAAGCCGAAGGGCUACUGUGGGCGAUGCAGGAAGUGCUGAGGCAAGGAAUCAGAGCGGUACGUUUUGAGUCUGAUUGUGAACAACUAAUCAAGCUGAUAAGGGAUGACGAAGAUUGGCCUGCAAUGGCAUCUGAAUUAGACGAGAUCAAAGCUUUAUCGGCUGAGUUUAUUGACUUCUCCAUAGCAUACAUUCCAAGAUCUGCGAACAUACGUGCAGACUCUCUAGCCAAAGGGGGAAGAUCACGCGUUUUCGGAUCAUCGUUCGUCAACUGCUUUGCACCAAGUUGGCUAGGUCCAGACGCUGUCCAAGAGAUUGCUAACUAG